Molecule: messenger RNA, 1566 nt
Organism: Manihot esculenta (cassava)
Lineage: Eukaryota; Viridiplantae; Streptophyta; Magnoliopsida; Malpighiales; Euphorbiaceae
Product: dof zinc finger protein DOF5.4
Exons: 1
Coding region: 365-1357 (330 amino acids)
Biological process (GO): regulation of DNA-templated transcription
Molecular function (GO): DNA-binding transcription factor activity; DNA binding
Source: RefSeq, a predicted model, not a curated record
AAUGCGGCAAUGCCUGCACCUUGGGGUGGCUAAUUUCGAGCUUUUACGCUUGAGCAAAUUUGAGUCUAGCCGAGGGUUAAUUUGGUCACUGUGGGCAAAAAAAUUUAUUACUAGAAGAUUUUGAAGGGGAUAUUUGUCAGAGUUCUGAACUUCAUUCGCCUCUUACAGAGACAAAUCUCUCUCUCUCUCUAUGUGCGUUUCCCAUUUGAAGGUCGGUUAAUGUGAGCAACUUCGAUCGAGAAACUGGAUCCAAAGCAACAAUCUUACUAUUUCAACUUGGGUUGGAUUAGUAACAAACAAUUUGGGUUCAUAUUAGCAAGUUCAAGUGUUUCCUUCGGCAACGACUUUUGGUGGAGGCUAAGACAUGCAAGACAUCCACUCAAUUGGUGGCGGAGGCCGGUUAUUUAACGGUGGAGGUGGUGACCGGAGGCUUAGGCCUCAUCACCACCAGAACCACCAAGCAUUAAAGUGCCCGAGGUGCGACUCACUCAACACCAAGUUUUGCUACUACAACAACUACAACCUCUCACAGCCACGCCACUUCUGCAAGAGCUGCCGAAGGUACUGGACUAAAGGCGGAGUUCUCCGCAACGUUCCCGUUGGUGGUGGUUGUCGCAAGACAAAGCGGUCUAAGCCCAAACAAGCCACCUCCACCGCAGACCCUACCACCUCCUCAACUAAUACAGCAACUGCUACUAUCAGUACAACGCAGUCACCGGAGCAGCAGCAACAACAACAGCGAGACCGGAAAUCGUCAAAUUCUCAUUCUAGCAGCGAAAGCUCCAGUCUGACAGCCACAAAUACCACAGGGGCUAAUACUGGUUUAGAAGCAAUUUCGGCGCAUUCUUCGGGCUCGGCUUCAAAUAAUAUACUGAAUGGUAUUAGUGAAUCUAAGCUAUUUGCACAUGCCAACAUAAAUCCGAACUUCGAGUCUGGUUUGCUAGAGCAAGGAGCGGACUGUGGGAUCUUCUCAGAGAUUGGAACCCUUACAAGCUUAAUUACGUCAACGAACGAGCAGUUGCCCAUUGGAUUCGGAAACAUAAUGAAUCAAAAGUGUGUUGAACAUGUCCAACAGAAUCAGAAUCAGCAGUGGCAGCAGCAGCAGCAGAAGAUGGUGGGUAUUAGUGGGGAGGAGAUGAAGAUGCAGGAUAUGGCUGGAGGAUUGAUUGAUCAGACGGUUCACGUCGAGUUAUCAGCUUUGCAGAGUAGUAGAACAGGAAAUGGAGGGUUUGGGGCGUUGGAUUGGCCGGGCACGGGAGAUCAAGGUUUGUUUGAUCUUCCCAACGCCGUUGAUCAAACUUACUGGAGUCAGAGUCAGUGGACUGAUCAGGGUUCCCCUAGUCUCUACCUCCCGUAAAUCUUCUCACCGUUUUAACUUUCUUUUUUUCUUUUAAAAAAGAAUUAAAAAAACAAAAAAUCUCUCAGAAAAUUAAAAAGAACAAAGAAUAUAAAUUGAGAGAAUUUAUAUGAACAUUAUGAAUAUGACUGCUGUUUUUUCUAUGUAAAUUUUUUCAAUAUUUAUUUUCUUUCUGUUUCUUUUACGGGGUUUAUUUGGUGAUUUUGGAA